Molecule: messenger RNA, 1506 nt
Organism: Coprinopsis cinerea okayama7#130
Lineage: Eukaryota; Fungi; Basidiomycota; Agaricomycetes; Agaricales; Psathyrellaceae
Exons: 2
Coding region: 1-1506 (501 amino acids)
Source: RefSeq, a predicted model, not a curated record
AUGCCUAUCACCUUCUCCCGUUCGCGCUUGCCCAAAACUGUGACCACAAGCCAAAACUGGCGCAUCCCCCUUGAAAUCAUAUACCUCAUCCUCACCUUCCUAUUCGACGAGCACAGUCCACGGGUCGUGCUGCGAGGCCCAACUUCUGUUCCAUGGGGAAUCCAGUGGCAGCCCGCGACGCACUUCAUAUCUCAAGACCUUAAAUCAGUUUCGCUGACCUGCCGCGCCCUCGCAGAUUACACACGGCCUUUCGUCUUUCGCUGCGUUCAGCUCUCCACCGGACGGUCACUUCGACCCAAGGAGGAGUGGGAAAAGAUGCCGAUUUGGCAGUGGUACUCAACAGUUGAUGCAUUCGUGGAUCUCCUACGACACUCUCCUCAAGCAUCUGAGCACGUCGAGUACCUCUUCAUCAGCGGCUGUGAGUUAGCCCCUAUCCUCAUUGACAGCCCUUACCCUCGAGUCGCCGCGGAGGGGCUACCCAAGUGGCGCCAACGACUCGCAACCUCCUUCCCCUCAACGUGUCCGAGCUUAAAAGUCAAGCAGCGUCUGGAAAAGAAGAAAAUGGUGUGGAUCGAGGCCCUGAACCGGCGGUACCCCAAGCUCAGAUGGCUUGUGUUGGACCUAGGCACCCGGUGGCAUCUGGUCGCACCGGAUGUCGCACAGGGGCUUCAGCGUCUGUUGAAGGCUGAGAGUCUUGAAGGACUCAGCAUCAACCCCUGGUUCAUGACACCAUGUAUGCCGCAGCCGCGCAAGAAUCUCAAGUAUAUGGUAUUCGGGGGAUGCUUUCUCUCCCGACCGGACGACGAAGCCCUCCGCCCCGACCUCGUUGGAUCAGUUGGAGCGACCAGGGUACCCCAAUGCGAGCUUCCUGUUCUGAAACUGUUGGAUCUGUCCAAUACCCAACCAUACGGUGUGACCAAGUGGCUCGAGGCGUUGUCAACGAGGACGUUCAAUUUAACGAGGUUGGAGAGGUGCCGGAUACCGGUUCAUAAUGGUCAAGGCUGGGUCUUCCCUUUCUACAUCGAUUUCUUGAAGUUGUGGGGCGGGACGCUGGUUCACAUUGCGAUAUACGUCAAAUGGUAUGUGUCUGAGCCGAGCAGGCCUGCGAAUGUAUUCACCCCUUUCAACUUCACCCAUUUCCCAAAGUUGGAAACUUUUGCGAUAUCGGCGCAUUUCUACGAGGGGGAAGGGUUACUUGACUGGCUCGCGCGUUCGGUAGAGGCCAGUGGAGGGGAGGUGAACUGCAAGAUCGAGCUAUAUCUCAGGGUGCAGAGGGAGGUCCCUUACACGGGGAUUCCUAUCCCAAAAUACGAUGUGCACCGCCCACCAUAUUCCUUGGAAGACUGGAUGGCCAGGUGGGACAUAUUGAUGGGCUAUGAUACUCGGAGCCCGUUGUUGAGGGACGUGGAAAUCGCUGCCUUCUUGGACACGCGAAAAUCGCUGCACUGCCCGGACUCGCUAAUUACCCCUCUCGGUCCAUAUUCUUCGGAGACACCAAUAGUAUAG